Molecule: messenger RNA, 1263 nt
Organism: Emericellopsis cladophorae
Lineage: Eukaryota; Fungi; Ascomycota; Sordariomycetes; Hypocreales; Bionectriaceae
Exons: 2
Coding region: 1-1263 (420 amino acids)
Biological process (GO): endocytosis; maintenance of cell polarity; exocytosis
Cellular component (GO): membrane; intracellular membrane-bounded organelle; cytosol
Molecular function (GO): oxysterol binding
Source: RefSeq, a predicted model, not a curated record
AUGUCGACUCCCGCGCCAGCACCAGGCACACCAGCUGCACAGGCAGGCGCCGGUAGCUGGACGGCUUUCGUGAAGUCGAUCGCUUCGUUCAAUGGCGACUUGUCCUCUCUGACCGCGCCUCCCUUCAUUCUAUCCUCUCAGUCGCUUACCGAAUUCUCCGCAUACUGGGCCACGCAUCCCGGUCUGUUGACUGAGCCUGCGGCCGAAUCAGACCCUGCGAAACGGGCUGCCCUUGUCCUGAAGUGGUUUCUGUCAACUCUCAAGCACCAGUAUGCGAGUCGAAGCGAAGAAUACGGAAAUGAGAAGAAGCCUUUGAACCCCUUCCUGGGGGAACUGUUCCUUGGAAAGUGGGAAGACGAGGCCGGUGAGACAACGCUCGUUUCAGAGCAGGUCAGUCAUCAUCCUCCUGCGACGGCAUACUGUAUCCGCAAUAAGAAGACGGGUAUCCAGCUGGAGGGUUACAAUGCGCAAAAGGCGAGCUUCAAGAGCACGAUUAUUGUGAAGCAGAUUGGACAUGCCAUCCUGACCAUCCCGGUAGGGUCAGGCGAGGACAAGGUCGAUGAGAAGUACCUCAUCACCCUACCAAGUCUGCACAUUGAAGGUCUCCUGUUUGGAGCCCCCUUUGUUGAGUUGGAUGGCCAAACCUCAAUUGUCAGCUCGACAGGGUAUACAUCCAAGAUCAAGUUCACCGGCAAAGGAUGGGUCAGCGGCGACAAGAACUCGGUCACCGCCACACUCUUCCCCACAGGUAAGGAGGACAAGGACAAGGAAGUCCUUUACAACAUGUCAGGACAAUGGAUCAAGGAACUCAGCCUAUACGAGGGACCAGUUAAGAAGAAGAGUCUGCUCGAAGUAUAUGAUGCUGCAAAGACACCCCAGACAUUGCUCAAAGUUGAGCCGAUAGAUCAACAGCAUCCUCUCGAGUCGCGUCGCGCCUGGUCGAAGGUAGCUGAAGCCAUCAGCAAGGGUGAUAUGGAUCUCACCUCGGUGGAGAAAAGCAAGAUUGAACAGGCCCAGCGCGACAAGCGCGCAGCCGAGCGCGCAGAUGGCACAACGUGGGAGAGGCGGUAUUUCAACGCCAUCCAGACUAAGGACCACGUGCUCGAGGCGCUGGGUCAGGCCGCGGGAGUGCCUCUUGACGGUGACGCAGAUAAGACAGGUGGCCUGUGGAGAUUCGAUGCCUCCAAGGCGCAGAAAGCCGAAGAUCAGAAAUUGGACGACGCUGAGGUACAAACUAUCGAGAAGGAGCUCCUUGGUCGAUAG